AUGAACAAUACUAAAUUAGGGUCAAUGAUUAUUAAUGAAGGCUAAAGAUUUGAAUAGUAGCCAGCUUAAAAUUUUUAGUAAAAUUAAUAUUUGGAUAUCGAUGAUAGGGACGAUUCUAUAUUUCCUGAGAGAUCACCAAUUAUAUUAGACUAUCCUUUGAGGCCAGAAUAUCCAGCAUUUGUAAAAUAGGAAUAGGUCAAGGAUGAUAUUAAGGAGGAAGAACUUAGAGAUAAAAUUAUAAGAACAAAAAAGUAGUUUAAAUAUGAAAAGAUGCAUCCCAUAAGAGAAUAAACACUCGAAUAUUAAAUGGGUGUAGAGCCUAAAACUAAACUGGAUACAAUUCUAUAAAAUUAUGAGCCAUAUGAUAAUGAUUUUAACUAUGCUAAAAUAGAAAAGUUAAGUUAUGAGUAUAUGUAUGAUAGGAUAGACUAAAAUCUAAGCACUUUCAAUAAAAUAGAAACGCUUUUUGGCAUAUUUAAGAAGAAGAAUGAAAAUCUUAACUUCUUUCUGACUGAUGAUGAUAAAAUAGAAGAUAUAAUUGAUACAAAUGUGAGUAUUGUUUAUAAGAAAUAUGAAAAAAUAGAAGAGGCAAGAAAUAAAAAUAAUAACAAUUAAAAGAAAAAUAGUAGGCAAGAAGAAUUUAAUAUGACCACUUCAAACAGAAAUUAGUUAGAUUUAGCAGAUUAAAACACAAAAAUUAAUUUAGUUGCUCAAGUUGAUACUCACUCACAAGGAAAAGAUUUCUUUUUUGUUAGUAAAGGCGACAAUUAUGAACUAGUUUAAGAAUACCCUGGUACUAAUUUUAUCGAAAUUAGAAAUUUUGACUAAGUAGGCAUUUUUAAGAAAAGUGAUUUUGAAUAACUUCCUAUCAAAUAAAGCUCUUAAACUCAAGCUUUUAAUAACAACUCUAAUCUCUCUAGCAGCUUUGUUCAUCAUUUAGAUUCUUAAAUAAGAUAAUAAGAUUUUUUAUCUUCAUAAGACUACUCUGAAAUAAUAAAUCCUCCAAAAAAAAACAGUAUAGCCGGUAAUAAUCCUCAUUCAUUGCAGCCUGGUAAAAAAAGUUAUAUGCCUAAGAAAACAACAGGUAAUUUUUUAGUAACUCCUAGUAAAAAUACUAUGAAUAGCAGUUUGAUCAAAAAUUCCCCUUAAUUAUCUACAACUUCAUCUAAACGGUACUGA
Messenger RNA from Tetrahymena thermophila SB210, 1179 nucleotides. RefSeq lists its product as hypothetical. The transcript has a single exon. The record is from RefSeq and is a predicted model, not a curated record. Lineage: Eukaryota; Ciliophora; Oligohymenophorea; Hymenostomatida; Tetrahymenidae.